Vollenhovia emeryi is the source of this 5342-nucleotide messenger RNA. RefSeq names its product vitellogenin-1-like. Gene Ontology annotation, biological process: lipid transport. The record is from RefSeq and is a predicted model, not a curated record. Bases 124 to 5184 code for a protein of 1686 amino acids. Gene Ontology annotation, molecular function: lipid carrier activity. Lineage: Eukaryota; Metazoa; Arthropoda; Insecta; Hymenoptera; Formicidae. The transcript is spliced from 7 exons.
GUAUAUCACGAUCUUGUAUUCAAUAUACACACAAGAUUAAAAUAAUUUAUCACUUGUUAUGCAAUGAUUCAAUUUUGAGUUCAAGGAAUCUAAACCAAUGAACAUCGCACAGGUCAAGCUGUCAUGAUAUACGACCAGUAUAUAAGUCCAUUUAAGAGGAGGAAGCUCUCAUUUUCUACUAGGCGUUAUCCACGUAACAUCAUGUGGUUGUAUAUGACUUUUCUCCUAAUCAUUGGAACGACGACAGCUGAGCACAACAAUGCUUGGGAAACAGGAAAUGAAUAUCACUUUCUUAUUCAAAGUCGAACACUGACGGCCUUACACAAGCUAUCGGAUCAAGUUUCUGGGAUUUUGAUAAAGGGUGAUAUCACCAUUCAAGUAAAAUCGACAGACACACUACACGCUGUGGUUUCUAACACGCAGUAUGCUCCCGUGCACAAAGUAUUGCCGGGAGAUUUGGAUUCUGAAAUCACCGACCUUGAGUAUCGAGAGCUUUCCCUCUCGGGAAAGCCCUUCGAGAUCAAGCUUCAGAAUGGAUUGAUUCAAGAUGUAUUGAUCGAUCAAGACGUAUCUACUUGGGAGGUGAAUUUGUUGAAGAGUUUCCUCAGUCAACUGCAGAUUGACACGCAAGGCGAGAAUGUGAUAGCAAGCAGAGACACGCAAAUGCUUGACGACAGUCGGCUCCACGAUGUAUUUGAAGUCAUGGAAGACUCUGUCGGUGGCAAAUGUGAGGUUCGUUAUAUUAUUUCGCCACUGUCUGAAAAAGAUCUCUCCGAGAACCCAGAAUAUGUACCUUUGCCAAAUCUCCGCAAGGAUGGUCAUCAUAUCGAGGUCAUAAAGAUGAAGGAUUACAAUAGAUGCGAGCAGAGAAUGGCGUAUCAUUCUGGUAUCGUUGGUAGGAUGGCAUGGGAACCAAGACCCAACGAUGAUCUUUUCUGGAGAUUAUCUUCGAGUCACAUUAUCAUCUCGGGCAACCUAAAACGUUUUACUAUUCAAUCGUCCGUGACGUCACACGAGAUAUUCGUCAGAUCUAAAAUAGAACGUACAUACUCUGGCGCUGUCUAUAGUAGGGUGAACUUAACUUUGGACAGAAUGAGCACUGUCUCCAAUCUCAUGCCUGUGUCCAACAAUCUCAUGUCAACCGGAAACUUAGUAUACAUUUACAACAGUCCAUUCUCUGAUCAGCACACACCGCGUCGUCCGAGUGAAAUUCGAAACUUUUUGGCAGCUCGGACGUCCGAGAAACACAUUUCUAAAAGGUCUAGCGAGAGCCACGGCGACGAUGACGAUAGGAGUAACUUAAACAGCGAAGAACGCGAUUACUUUCAACCUAAACCAAAAUUAGAAGACGCUCCGGAGAUUCCGCUAUUACCUUAUUUUGUGGGCUACAACGGCAGCAGCAUUCUAAAAUCUGAAAAAAAUUUUACUGCAAUAACGUGCAAUUUAAUCACUUGGAUAAUACAAAAAAUCGAAACCUACGGUAGUUACGCGUGGGAGCCGCCACUUCUAGAUAUGGACCUUUUAGAGAAAUAUAUGAUUCUCAUUAGACUGAUGCGUACCAUGAAUGUUGCGCAAAUAACUGAGAUAGAGGAAACGCUGGCCGAAUUGAUAGCCCGUGACUCAUCUCGCGGUGAAGAAAAGAAAAUUCUUCAACACACUGUAUGGGAUGUCUUACGCAACGCCAUUGCACACGUCGGAACUGGACCCGCUCUUAUCACCGUGAAAAAUUGGAUAAAAGACAAAAAAGUUGAGGGCAAGCAAGCGGCAGGUAUUAUUUCUCAAAUUCCCAAAGCAGCACUCACGCCUACACCAGAAUAUAUCAGAGAGUUUUUCGAAUUGAUUACGGACGAACAAGUAAGGAAACAGAAAAUUUUGAACACGACUGCACCUGUGGCAUUUGCCGAAUUGGUCCAUAACACCCACAACAACAUGUCAUCCCGCUACUAUCCGGUCUACAGUUUCGGUCGUAUGGUCCCCAAAAAUGACAGUGCGCUCCUUGAAAUUUAUAUUCCUUACAUGGCCACUCAAUUGAGAGAAGCUAUCGAGGAAGGCCACAAUCCUCGCAUUCAAACGUAUAUUAUGGCAUUGGGUGGAUUUGGUCACCCGAAAAUACUCUCCAUUUUCGAACCAUAUCUGGAGGGCACCUUGCCAAUAUCGAAGUUCCAACGUUUGAUGAUGGUCAUCUCGUUAAACAAGUUGGGCGAAAACUUUCCGCGUCUCGCCAGAUCUGUCGCCAACAAGAUCUAUAUAAACACGAUGGAAGCCUAUGAAUUACGUUGCGCAGCUGUCUAUGUCAUAAUGAAAACCAAUCCACCUUUGAGCCUAUUGCAACGAAUGGCAGAAUUUACUCAUCAGGAUCAAGACAAACAAGUGAAUUCUGCUGUCACGACUAGCAUAGAGGGCCUCGCUAAUUCGAAGGAACCGGAGUUCAAAGAACUCGCUGACAAGGCGCGUAUCGCUAGGAAGCUGUUAAAACCUUCCACUUAUACCAAAGAUUACUCACACAGCAUCCUUCAGGAGAUAACUAUUGCCUCCUUAAACAUUGCGCAAAGAUCUUUUCUUGAAACGAUUGCUAGCGAUGACAGUACAAUGUUUAAAGGUUUGCAUUUGAAUAGUCAACAAUCUUACGGUAACUUUAAGUUUCCUUCCGGGAAAGCAACAUUUGCAAUAUCGAACACCAGAGGAUUCCUAGAUAUGUGGUACCAGAUGCCCUGGAUGAAGCGAGAUAAUAUCGAAAAGAAAUUGAUUAUUGAAGACACUAUCGAAAAGCUCGGCAUUAAAUCCGAGGACCCGGAACAGAUCGAAUGGAGUGUCUUCGAAGAUUCAGUAUUUGCAACAAAAUUCUAUGCCUUUGACAAUCAUACGUUUGACGAUAUCGCCAAUAUGUUUACAAGGUACGUUGAAUCGUUAAAGUCAUCUCGAGAGUUUGAAACCGGGCGUCUGAAUUAUCUAUACUGCUAUGACACGACGCUGGGAUUCCCAACUGAAAGCGGCCUGCCGUUUAGUUCUACAUUAGCGGCAUCGCAAUUCAUAAGAAUUGCCAGUGCAGAAUCUCACAAAAAUGGAAUCUCACCAACUAUGAACUAUACGGACUCAACAGUGAUGGGCCAUAUAGUAUAUACCGAAAAGAUCGAAAGCAGAGUUGGUUUCGUCGCGCCUUUCGAGCACAGACAUUAUAUUGCUGGUAUCGAUAUAAACACAGAGUUCUUUGUACCCGCUGGUUUACGUUACAUAUCAGAAGGAAAGAAAAUUGUCCCAAACGUACUUCCCAAAUAUUAUCAAUACGUCCGCAACGGGCCUUCGGCGGUUUAUCACUCCGUCGUCCCAUAUACCGCAAGACACGACAUUCUUUCUUUUAGCACUAAUCCCAGUAGCGACACACGCGUGGUGAACACGAAGGAACCACAUACAGUAGAAUUUUCGCUAGACACUUUGAUGUCCAUACAAUGUUCUGUAAAAAGUGAUCAUAUUGACGAGGAAACCUCGAAGAAAACUGGACUUGAAGCUGCUGCAGAGAUUAUUAACGUGUUUCGUAAAGGUGGCCCCUAUUACAGAAAAUUCCUCGCAUUGUUCGAUCUCCACACUUUAGAAGUGAAUAUAACUUCCGACACUUUCCGACAGCCGUACAGAAUGUUCGACACAAUGUACGACAUCGACGCCAGUUCGGAGGCAACAAUUCCUGCAAUAAUGAACAAACAGCCGGAAAGCGAGGCGAGAAGAGAACAAUUCCUAAGGGAAGUCAACAAAGAUGUCGAUGCUGCCGUCAGUUACGUCUAUGACAUAAGUAUUCUUACGAGUGAGCGUAUUAAUUACGUUUUCACCCUCGCUUUGGCAAACAACCGCGCGAAUAAUAAAUUUCAGACCCUUUUAUAUUGGAAUGCACAAGAUCCACGGAGCGGAGAAGUCUCCCAGGAGUUUUGUGCUAUUGGAAACACAAAGUCAUCACAGAUAACACCUCUAAGUUUUAACAAAGCUAUUGAGAAGAUUCCGAAGAACGAAUUCAAAAUUGAGGUGCGAUUUGGAAACUGUACGAACGGAGAAACAAUCGGACUGAAAGGAAAUUUGACUCGAUCUAAUGAUUUCAAGGAGAGGGCAAUGAAAUCUGAGAUAGUCAAGAAAUGUCAGGAAGAGAUAAAACAAGGCAAUGUUUGGCUGCCAAUUUGUCGAGAUGCCAGUGAGUCAAUUAGACAGAAAGAUCAUCUGACAAUGUCAAUAGACUCAAAGCGUCUCUCUGUUCUUGCCAGCACUUAUAUCCUUAACGCCAGGAAAAAGGACCAAGAUUUAGAGGAUUUCCCAAACACGGAACUUACUGACGAAAAUACUGUCGAUGUGGACAUGAAAGCACUGUCCGAUAAUAAUUCGAUAAUUUCUUUGCGCGCUAUGGGCUUUACGUUCUCUGUGCCAGACAUUUCUGACCAAAAACUGAAUACUAUAAAAAUAUUGAAUAAACUUUUCAAGGAAGACUCAGAAGGAUCUACGUGCGUUCUCGACAAAACUCAAGUUGUUACUUUUGACGAGAAGGUCUAUCCUGUGAAAUUAGGGGACUGUUGGCACGUGUUAAUGACCACUUACCCAAAACGGGAUCCCAAUAAUCCCGAAGAAACUUUAAGCAUCCCGAAAUAUAUGAGUACGAUUGUCAUGGCACGAGAAAUGGAUGAUGGCAGUAAACAGAUUCAAGUAAUCUUCGGUGAUGACAAAAUUCAUCUGUAUAAAUCGGGCAAUAGUUUUGGAGCAGCAAUUGGCGACCAAAUAAUUAGUUUCGCAAGUAGUAACUCUUCAGGAUUUAAGAGUUUUCGAGAAAAUAACAUCGAAAUCUAUCGGCUAGACGAUACGAUCACAAUUUUCUCACUUGAAUAUGGAAUACGCGCUGUAUAUGACGGAGAACGUAUCCUACUUCGUGCAACGCACCAAUAUCUCAGUGCCGUACGCGGUCUCUGCGGCAAUUACGACAUGCGAUCGGGCAACGAUUUCAUCGUCCCUAAGAAUUGCAUCCUGACAAAGCCUGAAGAAUUUGCUGCCACAUAUGCCCUGACUCAGGAAUACUGCCAAGGUCCCGCUUUGGAGAACAAACAAAAAGCCGAACAAUCCACGUGUACUCCGAGAUCGUAUCAACCGAGCGAUGUCAUCAGUGACAUAGAAGCGGGAAGAUCUGCGACGAGGAAUAGAAGAUGGGGCUAUCAUUAAGAUAACCAAUAUAUUUCAAUUCAAUUCAGGUACAGAAACAAACAAAGUGUGAACCAAGGAAGCUAUCUUUAAAUCGGAUACUUUCAAUGUUGUUAUAUUAAUUUAUUUUAUAUGAAUGUAGUUUUUAUAAAUAUUUUCUAUUUGUAAUCAUAUGCAUA